Molecule: messenger RNA, 155 nt
Organism: Strongylus vulgaris
Lineage: Eukaryota; Metazoa; Nematoda; Chromadorea; Rhabditida; Strongylidae
Source: the annotation of a GenBank genome assembly
AUGGGCCGAUUUGAAGGAAAAUCAGUAAUUGUUACUGGCGCAUCCACUGGAAUAGGCCGAGCAACAGCACAAUUAUUCGCUCGAGAAGGAGCAAUGGUGACCAUCUGUGGUCGAAAGGAGGCUGCUUUAGCGGUGCGGAAUUUUCUACUUUGAAA